Messenger RNA from Fonsecaea nubica, 1689 nucleotides. RefSeq lists its product as hypothetical. Lineage: Eukaryota; Fungi; Ascomycota; Eurotiomycetes; Chaetothyriales; Herpotrichiellaceae. Gene Ontology annotation, biological process: transmembrane transport. Gene Ontology annotation, molecular function: transmembrane transporter activity. Bases 1 to 1689 code for a protein of 562 amino acids. The transcript has 2 exons. Gene Ontology annotation, cellular component: membrane. The record is from RefSeq and is a predicted model, not a curated record.
AUGGUUGCCACGCCGUUGGACGAAAAGAAGAUGGACAGGGACGACUCGAUUGCCGAAGAGAAGGAUGGCCAGGACAUUAUUCCACAGGGGAACGGCCACCUCAAAGAGAAACACAGCCAGGACAGCGUCAAGGUCGAACGCUUAGGGGGUGAUGCAGAAAACGACGACGAUUCCGGGGAUGAAGAAGAACCACCCGUCGUCAUAGAACGGGUCUUUAGCAGACGAAGCAUGGCCAGCGACCAUCCUCACCAACACCAACACCACCAUCAACCACUGACGGAUCUGGCUCACGGCAUCGUGGGCUGGGACGGGCCCGACGACCCGGAGAACCCUCUGAAUUUCCCCCGUCCCCGGAAAUGGGCUCUGUUGGGUCUGGUGUCGGCCAUCACGUUCGUCUCACCCCUGGCCUCGAGCAUGUUCGCCCCCGCCGUCGGAUUUUUGGGUCAGGAUUUUGGUGUCCACCAGGAGCUGGUGCUCUCUUUUACCGUGAGCGUCUAUCUCUUGGGGUAUGUGUUUGGUCCGUUGGUCUUGGCCCCGUUGAGCGAGAUCUACGGCCGUCGCAUCGUCCUCUGCGGCGCCAAUAUCUUCUUCGUCGUCUGGCAGAUCGGGUGUGCUCUGGCGCCCAACGUGGGCGGGUUGAUCGCCUUCCGCUUCCUCGCGGGGAUCGGCGGUUCGGGAUGCCUCACGCUGGGCGCCGGCGUCAUCGCCGAUCUCUUUGUCGUCGAGGAGCGCGGCCUCGCCACGUCCAUCUGGAGUCUGGGCCCUCUGUUCGGCCCCGUGCUCGGACCGAUCUGUGGAGGCUUCGUGGCCCAACAGAUCGGAUGGAGGUGGGUGUUUUGGAUCCUUCUCAUCGCCAGCGCCUCGACCACCAUCGGCAUCGAGCUGCUCAACAAGGAAACCUACGCGCGCGUCCUCAUCCGAUGGAAGACGCAACGGCUCGCCAAAACGCUCGGCCGCAGCGACCUGAUCAGCUGGUUCGACCGGGAGAAAGGCCCCGUCGGUGCCAAACGAACUCUGAUGGACGGGAUGCGCCGGCCCCUGCAGAUGCUGAUCAAGUACCCCAUCGUCAUGGUCCUGUCGGGGUACAUGUCGUUGGUGUACGGCCUGCUCUACCUCCUCUUCACCACCAUCACGUUUGUCUUCGAGCAACAGUACGGCUUCUCGCCCCAGAUCACCGGCCUCGCCUACCUGGGCAUCGGGAUCGGGUUUUUCCUCGGCGCCGGAGUCAUCGCCGCCACGUCGGACCGCAUGGUGAUCAAGCUGACGAAGCGCAACAACGGCCAGUUCGAGCCCGAGAUGAGGAUGCCGCUCAUGAUCAUCUUCGCCUGCUUCAUCCCCGUCAGCUUCUUCUGGUACGGCUGGGCGGCCGACAAGAAGGUCCACUGGAUCGUCCCCAUCAUCGGCAUGAUCCCCUUCAGCUUCGGCAUGAUGGGCGUCUUCCUCCCCAUCCAGACGUACCUGAUCGACUGCUACCCCACGUACGCCGCGUCGGCGAUUGCCAUUCUGACGGCGACGCGGUCCCUCGUCGGGGCCUUGCUACCUCUCGCCGGACCGCCCAUGUACGACGCCCUCGGGCUGGGCUGGGGCAAUUCUCUGCUGGGCUUCGUCGCACUGGCUUGUAUCCCCAUUCCACUGGUCCUGGAGCGGUACGGCAAGCAGAUAAGGAGCCGGGACAAGCUGGUGCUAUGA